This is a messenger RNA of Iphiclides podalirius (scarce swallowtail), 831 nucleotides long. NCBI's taxonomy places the organism in Eukaryota, Metazoa, Arthropoda, Insecta, Lepidoptera, Papilionidae. The record is from the annotation of a GenBank genome assembly.
AUGACCGCUAACAAACACGUGGCCUCUGGCGGGCGGCGUGCUGCCGGCGUGACAGUUCUGCAUGAAGACGUCCAGAACCGCGUCAAUUUUAUCGGCUUUCUGAUCCUCGCUUUCUAUCUCUGGGGAGAUCCUUACAAGAGGGGGUUCUUCUGCGACGAUGAAUCCCUCAAGCACCCCUACAAAGACUCGACUGUCACCAAUGUCAUGCUGUACAUCGUUGGACUUGGCGUUCCUGUUUUCACGAUGGUGCUCACGGAAUGGAUCCGGCUGCGCGACUAUAAAGGCGGCCGGUCGCGCAACAUCCUAGGCAAGGAGUGCCCCGCCUGGCUCUGGGAGGUCUACAAGGUGGUCGGGGUGUUCCUCUUCGGCUGCGCCUGUCAGCAGCUGACCACAGACGUCGCCAAGUACACUAUAGGGAGGCUGAGACCGCACUUCUUUAACGUGUGCAAGCCGGACAUCGAUUGCACCCUACCGGACAACAAAUGGCGGUACAUCGAGACCUUCACGUGCCUGGAGAGGGACCCCAAACUGCUGAAGGAAAUGCGCCUCUCUUUCCCAAGCGGCCACUCUUCGUUCUCCGCUUACACCAUGGUCUAUUUCGCGCUGUACCUGCAAAAGCGCUUCACCUGGCGCGGCUCAAAGCUGCUGCGCCACGGGAUCCAGUUCCUGCUGCUCAUGAUGGCUGGUACACCCAUCGGCCUGAUCUUCGCCAUCAUAGUGUACGUGUUCGUGUCCGACCUGCGCAAGACGCCGCGCCGCCAGCUCACCGUGCACAACAACGAGCUGCACGCCACCAACGGGGGGGCCCGCUCGCCGGGCGGCUGGCAGGUG